Molecule: messenger RNA, 1876 nt
Organism: Empidonax traillii (willow flycatcher)
Lineage: Eukaryota; Metazoa; Chordata; Aves; Passeriformes; Tyrannidae
Gene: CYSLTR1
Product: cysteinyl leukotriene receptor 1
Exons: 1
Coding region: 38-1072 (344 amino acids)
Biological process (GO): G protein-coupled receptor signaling pathway
Cellular component (GO): plasma membrane
Molecular function (GO): leukotriene receptor activity
Source: RefSeq, a predicted model, not a curated record
UCCCCAGGUGGCCUCGCUGCCCCAGCCCGGCACUGCGAUGGUGCUGUUCGACAACCUGUCGUGCCACCACUCCAUCGACGACUUCCGCAACCGCGUCUACUCCUCGCUCUACUCCAUGAUCAGCGUCCUGGGCUUCGUGGGCAACGGCGUCGUGCUGUACGUGCUGAUCCGCACGUACCGGCAGAAAACGGCCUUCCAGGUGUACCUGCUGAACCUCGCCGUGUCCGACUUCCUGUGCGUGUCCACGCUGCCCCUGCGCGUCGUCUACUACGUGCACCGGGGGGACUGGUUCUUCGGGGACCUCCUGUGCAGGGUCGCGUCCUACGCGCUCUACGUCAACCUCUACUGCAGCAUCUUCUUCAUGACCGCCAUGAGCUUCUUCCGCUGCAUCGCCAUCGUCUUCCCGGUCCGCAACAUCAACCUGGUGACCGAGAGGAAGGCGAAGCUCGUCUGCGUCGGCAUCUGGGUCUUCGUCACGCUGACGAGCGCGCCCUUCCUGCGCAACGGCACGUACCAGCACGGCAACAAGACCAAGUGCUUCGAGCCCCCGGAGAACACCCACAAGACCAACAUGGUGGUAAUCCUGGACUUCAUCGCCCUGUUCGCGGGUUUCAUUCUGCCCUUCGCCGUCAUAACCGUCUGCUACGCCAUGAUCAUCAGGACCCUGCUGCGGAACUCCCUGCGCAAGAACCAGGCGAACCGCAGGAGGGCGGUCUGGAUGAUCGCCAUCGUGACGGCCACGUUCCUGGUGAGCUUCACGCCGUACCACGUGCUGCGCACGGUGCACCUGCACGCGCUGCGGCUCCGCAGGGCCGGCUGCCAGGACGCCGUGUACCUGCAGAAGGCCGUGGUGGUGACGCUGCCCUUGGCCGCCGCCAACUGCUGCUUCGACCCCCUGCUCUACUUCUUCUCGGGAGGCAACUUCAGGAAGAGGCUGACCACGCUGAGGAAGGGCUCCUCCUCCAGCUUGUCGCAGGCCUUCAGGAAGAAGCUCUCCGGGAAAGAGAAGGAUGAGGAGCCCUUUGGAGAAAGCCAAAGGGAGAAUGGAAGGGAAGCUGCGGGCUCUUCGUGAGGAGGUUAGACCUUCCCAUGAGGUCUCAGGGCUUUGGAGAUCUCAGAACGCUUCCAGGAGACCUGAUGGGGGCUUGCAAGCCUUUGGUGUAAUUAAAUAUGUCAUAAUGACUGUGGACAGUUCAUGGCUUGGUGAUAGAGCCCCUUCCCCAGGAGCGCUGCUGGGACAGGCACAGCCACGUAGGACAGAGAAACCACCACCAGGACAGUGCUGAUCUGCUGAGAAACUCUUCAAAGCCUGUGUUUGGGUAUUUGCUUCAUUUCACAGCUCUGCCCAGAGUGUUAAUUCCCUGAGCCAGUGGGAAAUGUAAACACAGUUCGCUGUUCACGGCGCUCAGGGAGCUCCCGACAAACAACCAGGGCAGAGUUUUCACUGAAUCUUCCAACAGCCACUCAAUUAUUUAUACAGCAGAGCCCGGGAUAAUUCCAGCCCUGCUCCAGCUGCCUCUGCCUGGGAUCUCUGUUCUCAGGAUCAGGAUGUGUGUGAGCCCUGCAGGGUUGGUACCCGGGUCUGCAGAUUGGGAUGGGCCCCUCUCCCAGCCCCAACAGCAGCUUUGGUGGGCAGCAGAUUUGCCAGGAUUUUCUGAAUUCCCAGAAAAAUCUUGUUUUCAAAUUGCAGCGUCUUACUGAGCGGGAUAACUUGGAUUAAGGGUAAUAAGGAAACUUAUUUCAGUGUGACUGGUCCUGUGAGACUGCAGGGUCUGGGUUAUCACUCCAGUUCCUCAGGAGGUUUUAGGUCAAUGGGGAGCUCUGGCUGCUCAGAGUCCAGUGCAGGAGCAGGUUCACCUUUCUCAACAUCAGCCAA